AUGCAAUUUUCAAAACCUCAAAAUUUUCAAUGCUCAAUUUCUACAGCUGAAAAUGAACAAAAAUUAUUAAAUGAUAAUAUUAGAUCAACAUUUGGUGAUAGUUUGUAUUUUUUCAAUUAUGAUGAUGAGUUAAAAGAUGAUUUAAACCUAACACUCAGCUCUGGAAAGAAAAAAACUCUCGAAAAUGAUGAAUUUACUGAAACUUGGGAAGGAAAUGAUGAAGGCCUCAUAUGGGGGAAAAAAGAAGCCAAGGACAAAAGUUGGAAAGAAGAAUGGAUUGAGCAGAGAAAUAUUCCUAGAGAUUCGAAUAUUUCGCAGGUGUCCUAUAGUGAAGAUGAGUCAUCAAGCAACAUUGAUUUUCAAGCUAUAAAAGGUGAAUUAAAUGAAGAAAGUAAUGAAGAAAAAGAUUUGUCUGAGCUUAAAAAGUUGGAAAAUUGUGAUAAAGCAUCUCUUGGCCAACUAAUUGGUGUAGAUUAUAAAAAAAACAGAAGAUGGAAAGAAAAGUGGUUUAGAAGAGGCAGAAAACUUUUUGUUAGAAAGUUUAUUCAACAACUUUGUGAAAACAAUUUACGAGUGAUAAACGUGUGGUUUGAGGAUUCUGAGUUUAAUUAUGAACCAAUCAAUUUUGAUCAAAAUGGGUCGAGCUGGAAGUUACUUAGGAGCAAUAAAUAUGGGAAAAAAAUAUUGGAGCAAAAGGAAUGGAAAGAAUCAAGUGAUUUCUUCAAUGAUUACUACAUAAUAUUAUAUGAGGAAAGGGGAAUUUCCAAUGAAACAAACAAUUACCCCUAUUUCUAUUCUAAAAAAAAAAAAGUAUACAAAGACAAUUCAGAAACUAUUUUUUCCAGAUAUUACAAAGGGUGUAGUGGAGAAAAUAAGAAUUCUGAUAUUGAAGUAAUUUCUUCCAAAUAUGAUAUUUCCUCAGAUGAUCUAACUAUUGACGAAUUAUGCCUUGUUAAUUCAGUUGAUGGUAUCGAAUACUCAGAAUCUUGGAAAGAGUACAUUGAGAUAGAUAGUUAUGGGAAUAAAAAAGGUAGAAAAUAUGGUAAUAGAGACAAAACUGAAUGGCAUGAAGUUUGGUUUGAAGAAGUAGAUGGAUCAAAAGAAUGCGAUAUUUGGUAUGAAAACAAUGAAAUGCAAUGGGGAGAAAAAAGUGGUUAUUCCAAAUCAAGUAAUGAGAGCUUUAAAGUCAAAUGGGAAGAGAAAAAAGAUAAAAGUGGUUUGAAAGAAGAAAAACAUAUCGAGAAAAAUUGGGAAAAGGUUGGAGAAAAAAAUUCUUGGGGAGAAAAAUUUUCGGAAUUUGUAGAUCAAACUUCGUCCGGAAAGAAAGUUCAUUUAUUAAAAGAAAAUUGGUAUAAUAACGGGAAUGAAGUUUUUAGAGAAAAGUGCGAUGAAGAGUCACAAUUUAGCAAUCAGGAUCAAGACGAGCUUCCAGUUUCAAUUUUAAGAAGUGGAGAAAAAAGAGGUGAAAGGAUAGCUACCGGAGAAACUUGGUCUGAAGAUUGGAGUGAGAGUCUCAAAAAAUGUCAGAUCAGUAAAAAAAUAAUAAGAAAUAAAUUGUUUACUGAUAAAUGGUGGACAAAAAAAAAUGGUGAAAAAUGGGGUGAAAAGAAAACAAUAAAAUUAAAACAAAAAUUCACUUGCGAUGAAAAGUUGAAAAUAUUAGAUAAAGAUAGUUUGGGUUUAACGCAACCAAACGAACAUUCAUACAUAGAGAACACUGAGUCGUGGUAUUCGUCUGAAUUUGAGGAAUACUCUGACAACUGGGAAUCUGAUGGUUUGAGUCAGCAUGGCUAUAAAAAAGGAAUAGAUAGAAAACAUAAUAACAAUAGAUUUAUAGAAUGGGAAGAAGAAUGGAAUAAGGAUAAUUUAGAAAAAUUUAAAAAAUAUUGUACUUGGAAAUUAAUGGAUGAAAAUGGACUAAUUGAAAUCUGGACAGAAGAUCAACUUCAAGAUCAGUCAGGAAAGUUAACGCUGUAUAAGAUGGGCAAAAAAUAUGAUCUUGAUAACAGGACUGAAUUAAUUGAAGAAUGGGAAGAAAAAUGUAAUGAUGAUGGUAAUGGAAAUUUAUACUCAAUAAAACAAGGGAAAGGUAAAGAAAACUGGUAUAUGGAUGAAUUUGGUAAAUCAAAUCACACUGGAGAACAGUGGGUAGUAAAACAAGGUUUUGAUAAGGAAGGAAGCUGGUCAGAAAGAUGGUCGGAAAGGUCAGAUUAUAAAGAAGCAUUGAAGAAGGGAGAAAAUCGUUAUGGGGAUAAAUGGGAAGAAGAAUGGAAAGAAGAUUUCAAAAAUAAAUGGAAAUGGGCAAGGAAGAGCGGUGAAAACAACAUUGGAGAUAAAUGGAAAGAGGAGUGGAGAGAAGAGAUAGAUACUACAAAUCAUGUCAGUAAGAAGAAUGCAUCUAAAAAGGGCAAAAAAAUGAUUAGUGGUGAGGAGUGGAGUGAAGAAUGGGGAGAACUAUAUUAUGGAUUAGGAAAUGAAUUUAUGGGAGAGGGGGGAGUAAACGCUGAGUAUAUGGAAAAAUGGACUAAUAAAUAUGCAACAGAUGGAAGUGGCAAUAAAUGGGGAAAUUCUUGGGGAGAUACGUGGACUUGGUCUACAAAGGUAAAGUCUUGGGGUGAAAAGUGGGAAAACAACUAUAUAAAAGAAAAGUGGUAA
Molecule: messenger RNA, 2655 nt
Organism: Cryptosporidium ubiquitum
Lineage: Eukaryota; Apicomplexa; Conoidasida; Eucoccidiorida; Cryptosporidiidae
Exons: 1
Coding region: 1-2655 (884 amino acids)
Source: RefSeq, a predicted model, not a curated record